AAUGGCGUUGCCCUACAAAUGGAGAUGUGUGUGUAUGCUGCUGUUUUUAACCAUAAUAUGUAUUCUUGCAGCGAGUGACGAUAAAGACAAAAAACCUAAAAAGAAAAAAGACAUCCGCGAUUACAAUGAUGCGGAUAUGGCAAGGCUCUUGGAAGAAUGGGAGAAGGAUGAUGACAUUGAGGAAGGAGAUCUCCCAGAACACAGAAGGUCCCCACCACCAGUGGAUUUCUCAAAAAUAGAUGCUUCAAAGCCAGAAGAGCUCCUUAAAAUGACAAAGAAAGGCAAGACCUUGAUGGUGUUUGCCACUGUGUCCGGGGAACCCACAGAGAAAGAGACAGAGGAGAUCACCAGUUUGUGGCAAGGGAGUCUGUUCAACGCCAACUACGAUGUUCAGAGGUUUGUGGUGGGCUCGAACCGCGCCAUCUUCAUGCUCCGGGACGGCAGCUAUGCCUGGGAGAUCAAAGACUUCUUGGUCGGACAGGAGCGCUGCUCAGAUGUGACUGUGGAGGGCCAGGUCUUCCCUGGGAAGGCAGCGAAGAAGGACAGUCCAGGAAAGGAGCAGAAUGAAAGCAGCCAGAAGAAAAAGAACAAGACCGGGGACAAGAAAUCCAACAAAGCCAGCGGUAAAAACCGACAGGAGCUGUAGUGCUCCCCCUGGUCACAAUGAAUCCUCUGAGGGAAGGGUUCAGAGGUAUUGAAAAAGCACUUCUUUUCAGAUAUUCCACUAAGAAACCAUACUCAAUUCAGUCAUGACCGAUGAGGAUAUUUGAGAGGAUGUUUUAUGGUUGUACUGUAAUGGUUAAAGUUUCUGUUCCUUUAACCACACCACACAAGGAGUUAGUGUUAAACUGUUUCUUUUGAAGUUUAUUUUUUUUCUUUUCUUUUUUUUUUUCAUUUUCAACCAUUUUUACUUGUGUUAAUGACUAACCAUUCUACCAGUGUGCCCCUGCCUGGACUGUCCCAAUGAGUCUGCAUAAAUAUUUUUGUAAAUCAAGUCUUUAAUGACAUAAAAUUUAAAGUCUCAUUAUGUAUGAAAUUAUCACUAUGUUGAUGCUCAAUCUCACUCCCAGAAAAUAUGUGAAGAGUCUGUUGCCUUUUACAAUUGAGCUGCACAAGUUCAUGAAAUGUUUUGAGUAUUUUUUGCAUUCAUGACAUCAUGGCCACCUAGAAAAAUAUUGAAAUAAAUGUGAUCUAAAAUGUUUAUAAAGUGCCAAGGAGGUGUAAAAUGAGAUUCAGAGCCUUAGCAUGUCAGGUUGAGGAGGUGGUAGUGUUCAUAAUGUAUGAGAAUUGAAUCACUCAUCCUUCGUAUGGUGAACGGUACACCUGAUGUCCAAUUAUGGAAUAAAUGUUUUUCUAAAAA
Messenger RNA from Conger conger (European conger), 1360 nucleotides. It is a transcript of the gene mesd, whose product is annotated as mesoderm development LRP chaperone. Lineage: Eukaryota; Metazoa; Chordata; Actinopteri; Anguilliformes; Congridae. The transcript is spliced from 3 exons. The record is from RefSeq and is a predicted model, not a curated record. Bases 2 to 646 code for a protein of 214 amino acids. Gene Ontology annotation, biological process: protein folding.